This is a messenger RNA of Solenopsis invicta (red fire ant), 3177 nucleotides long. RefSeq lists its product as uncharacterized. Lineage: Eukaryota; Metazoa; Arthropoda; Insecta; Hymenoptera; Formicidae. Bases 1 to 3177 code for a protein of 1058 amino acids. Gene Ontology annotation, biological process: DNA integration. The record is from RefSeq and is a predicted model, not a curated record. The transcript is spliced from 3 exons. Gene Ontology annotation, molecular function: nucleic acid binding.
AUGGGUCACAUGACCCGUGUAAACCCGAACGAGGUCAUUAAUAAUAAUUCGUUAUAUCUGCCUCACCAUCCAGUGGUGAAGGCGAGUAGCAGUACUUCCCCUGUACGGGUUGUAUUCAACGCCUCGAGUCCCAUGGACAACGGGCAUUCAUUAAAUGAUCUGUUGCUUACUGGACCUAAGUUGCAGUCAGAUCUUUGCUCUAUCAUUAUGCGCUGGCGAACUCAUCGCUUCGUUUUCGUCGCUGACGUCGCAAAGAUGUUUAGACAAAUUAUGAUUCAUCCGUUAGAUACUGACUUUCAGAGGAUAUUGUGGCGUCCUAGUUCAGGCCAGCCGAUCCAUCAUUACCGUUUAAUCACCGUCACGUACGGUACCGCCUCAGCGCCUUAUUUAUCCAUGCGCGUCCUGCGACAAUUAUGCGAGGACGAGGGAUCUGCAUUCCCGCUGGCUGUGUCUAUACUCAAUAAUUCCAUCUAUGUAGAUGACGUGUUGUUUGGGGCAGACAGUGUGUCCGCCAUACAAUCCACACGUCAGCAGUUGAAUGCCUUGUUAUUGAAAGGAGGUUUUCACCUUCGUAAAUGGACGUCAAACUAUGACGAAUUGUUGUCGGAGAUACCAGUGUCGGAUCGACUGGAGGACAAUAGUGUCGAAUUUGACGAGGACUCCUCCUUCAAGGUUUUAGGAAUUUCGUGGAGUCCUAUACUUGAUCGAUUCCAUUUCAGGAUACAAAUUUUGGAGUUUCCGGUGAUCUCGAAACGUAGCGUGCUAUCCGCCAUUUCGCGAUUCUUUGAUCCACUGGGUUGGAUUGCCCCUGUGGUAAUCACCGCUAAAAUUUUCAUGCAGGAACUAUGGCUGCGUAAGGUUGAUUGGGAUAGCCCGCUCUCGAGUGAUCUAGAGGAACGAUGGACUGAGUAUUCUCACAGUCUGACAGAUCUCAAAGAGAUUUCAAUCCCAAGGUGGACGAAUCAAAGCAACUCCGAUCUGGGUAUCGAGUUGCAUGGAUUUGCGGAUGCUUCAACACGGGCCUAUGCGGCCGUUGUAUACAUUCGCAUUAUUCACACUCGAAGCAGCUUUGGAGUAACACUCGUAGCCUGUAAAUCUAAGGUCGCUCCUAUUAAAACAAUUAGCGUUCCCAAGUUAGAGCUGUGUGCAGCUACCUUACUAGCUCGUUUUCUUAAAAAUAUUGUUAGUACUUUAAGGUUAAGUUCAGUACCAGUAUACUGCUGGUCAGAUUCCAUGAUCACACUUGCUUGGAUUAAGCAGCACCCCAAUACCUGGAAGACUUUCAUAUCCAAUAGGGUAUCAGAAAUCCAGACAAGCUUGCCGCAAGCUCAGUGGCUAUUUGUCGGGUCUAAAGAAAAUCCCGCAGACUGUGCGUCGCGCGGCAUCAGCGUUCAGGAGUUGAAGUCGCACUCGUUGUGGUGGAGUGGGCUCUCAAUGGCUGCAGUCACCCUCGACUGUGUGGUUCGACAGCGCCUUAGAAGGGCGGAUAGUGAUCAAUUAGGUACGUUAUAUGUGUUGAGUGACGCUAUCAGACAGGCUCGUAGUUUUUGGAUUGCGUACGUACAAAAGAUUAACUUUUCGAAUGAGAUCCAGGCAAUAAAACGUGGUGAGGGCCCGUCUAAAUCUAGUCCCUUGAAAAAUCUAAACCCGUUUUUGGACACGAAGGAUAACCUUCGUGUCGGGGGACGUCUCUGCCGGGCGUCCCUCUCUUACGAUGAGAGACAUCCCAUCAUACUACCGAGGCAUCGCAUAUCGGAGCUGAUUGUUGCGCAGGCACACGAUCGAACGCUUCACGGUGGGACACAGUUGACGUUAGGAGUUUUACGCCAACAGUACUGGAUUCUAAAUGCUAGAAACCUUGUAAAACAUCACAUUCACAGGUGUGUUGUUUGUGUCCGCCACAGAGCUAUUCCGAUAUUGCAGCAAAUGGGUGAUCUGCCGGACGUUCGAAUAAACCCUUCUCGUCCGUUUCAACAUACCGGCGUAGACUAUGCCGGUCCUUUUCAUGUCCUUCCGAUAGUAGGACGUGGCCAGCGGACACACAAGGCUUAUGUGGUUGUGUUCGUUUGUUUGGCCACUAGGGCCAUACACUUGGAACUGGCCAAUGAUUAUACCAGCGAUGGGUUUUUGGCCGCAUUUAGAAGAUUCACCUCUCGUAGGGGUCUUCCGGUCUCAUUAUUCAGUGAUAAUGGGACCAAUUUUCAGGGUUCCGAAAAGGAAUUGCGCAAUGCGUUCAGAGCUCUGUCGCGUGAUCCUGAUCUCGUCGCGUAUUUAGCCUCCGACGGCAUCACUUGGAGAUUUAUACCGCCCUCCGCCCCACAUUUUGGAGGAAUGUGGGAAGCGGGCGUAAAGUCCGUUAAGCACCAUUUACGGCGUGUAAUUGGUGCUCACACGCUUUCAAAUGAGGAGUUCACUACAUUACUAACUCAAGUGGAGUCAUGUCUAAAUUCUAGACCUAUAGCUCCCUUGUCCGAUGAUCCCUCCGAUCUCUCACCUUUGACUCCUGCCCAUUUCUUAAUAGGUACCUCGCUGAUUGCGACGCCUGAGGAGUCCGUAUUGGAUUUGAGGGAAACGCGACUCAAUCGUUGGCAGCGUGUACAGCGGAUGCACGAGCAGUUUUGGCGGAUAUGGUCGCGAGAUUAUCUCCACACGUUACAGCAGCGCUAUAAGUGGCGUCAGAAAUCGACUAGUUUGAAAGUCGAUGAUCUAGUAUUAGUUCAAAACCCGUUGCUACCGCCGACGAAAUGGGAGCUUGGGAGAGUAGUAAAAAUCUAUCCUGACCCUCAAGGUCUCGUUAGGGUAGUGGAUGUAAGGACGCUUUCGAACACAAGAAGGCGUGCCGUAAACCGGCUAUUUCAUUGCGUCGUUAUUAAUUUGUAUUAUUGUUUAGCUUUAUCAACUAAUAUUACUACACUAAGUUCUAUUAGGCGUGAUGCUUGGUCUCCCGGGUACAUCAUCGUUUCGUACUAUCAGUACGAGGCGAGCGGCAUGUUUGGGAACAGCGUAAUACGCGAACGCGAGUCACCCGCUACAUGCGAGCGAUCGAUAUCGAUCCUUUAUCACGCGAGGGCACCACCUUACGACGGUGUCCUGCGCAAGCCCCCUCUGGGCGUCCGGGAGCGCUCGAGCGAAAGCAGGCGUUUUUACCUCUCAGAUAGAGAUUCGCAAGACUCCUAA